This is a messenger RNA of Chenopodium quinoa (quinoa), 621 nucleotides long. RefSeq lists its product as uncharacterized. Gene Ontology annotation, molecular function: DNA helicase activity. The coding region runs from base 1 to 621 and encodes 206 amino acids. NCBI's taxonomy places the organism in Eukaryota, Viridiplantae, Streptophyta, Magnoliopsida, Caryophyllales, Amaranthaceae. Gene Ontology annotation, biological process: telomere maintenance; DNA repair. The record is from RefSeq and is a predicted model, not a curated record. The transcript has 5 exons.
AUGAUAAUAUGGGAUGAAGCUUUUAUGGCGUAUAAAGAGAAUAUGGAAUCAUUAGAUUUGUUACUUCAGGAUUUAUGUGAGAAUAAUUCCUUAUUUGGUGGUAAGCUUGUAGUGUUUAGAGGGGAUUUCUGCCAAAUGCUUCCAAUUGUUCUACAGUUGAUACAACGAAAAGCAGUUCAAGCUAGAAUUGUAACUUCGUACCUGUGGUCUAAGUUGCAGAAGUUUAAGCUCGCAAAAAAUAUAAGAGCUCGAGCUGAUCCUAAAUACUUUGCAUUUUUGUUAUCCUUGGGAAAUGAAAUCAUGGCAGCUACAUUCCCAGAAUUUAAGGCAGGGGGAUUUGGAAGUGAUAUCUUCACUAAAAGGGCUAUAAUUACACCAAUGAAUGAUGACGUAGAUCUGAUAAAUUCAGUCACGAUUAAAGAAUUCCCAGGAACGCCUAUAGUUUAUAAAAGCUAUAACAAUAUACUUGAUGAAAUGUGCACUCUGGUAUUAUUCAUGGAUCCUGAUAUUUAUAACACUUCGUAUUUCAGCAAAGGUGAAUUGGCAUUGGUGCCUCACAGUCUAACUGCUACCUUUGUAUUAUGUACCAACUAUUGGAGACUGAAAGUGCUUGGAGAUUGA